Dromiciops gliroides (monito del monte) is the source of this 879-nucleotide messenger RNA. It is a transcript of the gene GRXCR1, whose product is annotated as glutaredoxin and cysteine rich domain containing 1. The record is from RefSeq and is a predicted model, not a curated record. Lineage: Eukaryota; Metazoa; Chordata; Mammalia; Microbiotheria; Microbiotheriidae. Bases 1 to 879 code for a protein of 292 amino acids. Gene Ontology annotation, cellular component: kinocilium; stereocilium. Gene Ontology annotation, biological process: sensory perception of sound; inner ear receptor cell stereocilium organization. The transcript has 4 exons.
AUGUUUAGGAGUGAGAUGAAGUCCGAAGGUGACAGGCAGCGGAAAGUCCGAUUUCGGAUAGCUUCAUCUCACAGUGGGAGAGUCCUAAAGGAGGUUUACGAAGAUGGAGAGCCGUCAGACUCGCUGGAUUCCGAAUGUGCCAGUAGCUGUGGGACGGAUCACAAUAGUGGACCAAGUGAAGAAGGACAACAGAACGGUCACUUAGGAUCAGAGGGGGAUGAGAAUGAAAACGACCAAGAUAGCUUGCUUGUGUUAGCGAGGGCUACCACCGAGAAGGGGUUUGGGACGAGGCGAGUCAACAUUUUAAGCAAAAAUGGUACAGUCAGAGGCAUCAAAUACAAAGUUAGCGCUGGCCAAGCCCUUUUUAACAACUUAACCAAAGUGCUGCAGCAACCAUCAACUGAUCUAGAAUUUGAUCGGAUAGUGAUUUACACAACCUGCCUUCGUGUUGUAAGGACGACUUUUGAAAGAUGUGAACUUGUUAGGAAAAUCUUCCAGAAUCAUCGAGUCAAAUUUGAAGAGAAAAAUAUUGCUUUGAAUGGUGAAUAUGGAAAGGAGCUGGAUGAGAGAUGCAGGAGGGUGUCUGAAACACCUUCUCUUCCUGUUGUGUUCAUUGAUGGCCAUUACCUUGGGGGUGCUGAGAAAAUUUUGUCAAUGAAUGAGUCAGGUGAACUGCAAGAUCUCUUAACUAAAAUUGAGAAAGUUCAGCAUCCACACGAAUGUCCUUCCUGUGGGGGCUUUGGCUUCCUUCCCUGUUCAGUGUGCCAUGGAAGCAAGAUGUCAGUGUUUCGGAACUGCUUUACAGACUCUUUCAAAGCCCUAAAAUGCACAGCUUGUAAUGAAAAUGGACUUCAGCGCUGUAGGAGUUGUACAAGCUAA